ACAUCAACAAGGUGUUUAUCAUACUCGCACAAAUUUUUCAUACGUUUUAUUUAUUUAUAAAACGUAGGAUAAACCUUUCUAGUGGUUUAUCUGGACUUAUUUUAGUCCAACAAUGGAAAUUCCUCUAAAUAUAGAUCGAACAUGUCGAACUUGCCUCCGUGAGACAGAAAGCACUACUAGUAUUUUUUGUGAUGACUAUAAACAUAACUGCAAAAUAUUUUUGAUGAUUACUGCUUGCAGUGAUAUGAAGAUCGAGGAAAAUGAUGGGUUACCAGAUAAAAUCUGUUCCGAAUGUAUUGAUUCGGUGCGAAAUGCAUAUGUAUUUAAGCAGCAAUGCGAGAUUGCUUAUCAAACUUUACAGUCUCUCAUAACUCAGUGCAACUUGGCCGCCGAAUCUUCGGAAAAAGCGGAUAAGAAUUACAAACAAAUACAAGAAGUAGACGCAAAGGGAUUACUUGUCGAAGUUGAAUAUUUACCAGAAUCAGUGGAUAUUCUAACAGACCAAAGCAAAAUCGAUUUAAUCCUCGAACAAGGAACAUGCAAGAUUGAAGUUUUCGAAAAUGUGGAAUAUUUAUCCGAAAAUAUCGAUGAGGUAGUCAAACAGGAAAAUGUUGAACCGAUCGACAGUCUUAAUGCUGAAAUCGAAGAAUUCAUUGAUGGCCCGUACAGCCCCGGCUUGAACGAAGCCGAACGAGAAAGUUUUUGGAAUAAAGUAAAGAAUAAAGCAGUUCAAAGUUCUGUGAAGAAUCAGUCCUGUAAUAAACAGUGUCAAUAUUGCGAUAAAGUGUUCAGCAGAGCAACACAUCUUAGACGUCAUUUGUUGACUCAUACCAAAGAAAAGCAUUUCAAAUGUAAAAUUUGUUUAAAACCUUUCUCUCGAAGCGAUCACUUGUCUAUUCACGAGUCAACAUUUCACUCUCAAGAAAGACCGUUCCCUUGUCAACUGUGUGAAAAGAGCUUCAAACGUGCGGAACAUUUGCGAACACAUGUAGAAUCAAAGCAUAGUGAAUCAGCUGUCAGCAAAAAACAAGAGUUCUGCGACAUUUGCAAUAAAGGAUUCACAUCAGCAAGGUAUUUGGACGUGCACAAAAAGACUCACAGUGAAGAGAAAGUAUAUAAUUGCAAAUCCUGCGAUUUGAAAUUUUCUGAAAAAAACGAUCAUCGCCAGCACAUGAAACGAGAACAUCAAGAUGGAACAACAUUCUUAUGUUCCGAAUGUGGUCAGAGUUUCAUGCGCAACGAUUAUCUGCUAGUUCAUAUGAGACGUCACAAUGGAAUCAAGCCGUACAAGUGUAAGUUCUGCACAAAAGCUUUUCCCAGGGCUACAGAUUUAAGGGUCCAUGAAAAAUAUCACACGAAUGAAAAGGCCCAUCUUUGCACAAUUUGUGGUAAAGGUUUUCACAGAGCAUAUAAUUUGCUGGUUCAUAGUCGAACUCACAAUGGAUUGAAGCCGUAUCAAUGUCCGCAUUGUCCAAAAAGUUUCGCCCAAGGUAAUGAUCUUAAAGCUCAUGUACGACGCCACACCGGAGAACGCUAUAAAUGCGACAUAUGCAAUGAAGGUUUCAUACAGUGCUAUCAAUUGAACAACCACAAAAGAACAGUUCACAAUAUCGAUUCUGCCGCCAACAUUCGAAGAGUUACCAAGUUUCUGACCCCAACCGCACAGGAGCAGCAAGUUUUAUUCCAAAAGCAUCAUGCGAGAUUGCAACAAUUGGUCGCACAGCGAAGGGAACUGGAAGAACAACAACAAACGUGGAGUGUCGAACAAAUUGAACAUGAUCCGGAUGUGGAGAAAAAAAUACUAGAAACAAAUGAGAGGAUUCUGGAUGUGGAAAGAGAUUUGGAAGACAUAAAUAACCGUUUACACAAUGAAUUGGAACGACAAAGUCAACAGCAACUACAAGAAACCGAUCAAUUUGAUGCAAUAUUGGAAGAAAAUAAUGAAGAAUACAAUCCGAUCGCAUCGAACCAUCCGCGUUUUCAUAACGAUUUAAAUUUACAAAUUAAUAAUUUGAAACAAGAACACUAAAAUCGAAUUUUAGAUGUGUCUGUAAAUAUAAUACUAAGUGUAAAUAUUAAUAACUUGUUUUAUUCGUCUCAUUCGCAUGU
This is a messenger RNA of Malaya genurostris, 2109 nucleotides long. RefSeq names its product zinc finger protein 420-like. The coding region runs from base 113 to 2029 and encodes 638 amino acids. Gene Ontology annotation, molecular function: zinc ion binding. NCBI's taxonomy places the organism in Eukaryota, Metazoa, Arthropoda, Insecta, Diptera, Culicidae. Gene Ontology annotation, cellular component: nucleus. The record is from RefSeq and is a predicted model, not a curated record. The transcript has 7 exons.